UUCUUCAGUACCCGGUGGACCGUCUCCGCGCGCGUUCGUGUCGCUCCUACCCGCAUUCGAAAGUAGUGCUAGUGAGGUUAAAUUGGAAUUGAUAGUUACACUAAUUUCCGAACGAAAGUUUUUAGUGUUGUGCUUUUUUCGGAAUAUUGGAAUUACAAUUUAACCGAUUCCUGUGACGACUAACUUGAUCUAGUCUUUUUAACAGUCGACCGGAGAGACGAAAAUCACAAUUCUGGACGCCAACAAUGACAUAGGCCCCAAGAUGGCGCUACGACUGAAGAAGGACAUAAAGAAAGCGUCGUACUACGUGUGGUUCCUGGGGGCGCAGGAGUCGCGGGGGCUGCGGGGGGAGGAGUUCGCAUUACCAGCGGUCCAACUGCUGGAAGAGCGGGCCAGGGAAUUGGAGCCUUUUAAGGUUACACUGCAGGUGUCCCACAAAGGGCUCAAGAUAAUCCAGAAUGUGACGACCAAGGGCAAGCAGCAGACGAUUAAGCACUUCAUCCCGCACGGCAGCAUCACCAGCGCCGUGGUGCAGGGCGAUGUGGUGGCAUGCGUGCUGCUGCUCUACAACCCGCUCACCGGCUGCCCCGUGCACGUGCACGCUUAUAGAUGUGAUUCAGACCACACAGCCGAGAUGCUCUACACACACCUCCAAGCUCUGAUAGAGCGACCAGAAAACCAGAAGAAAUUCGCCGACAUAGAGCGGAAACUACAAAUGAGAGGGGCUCUCCCAGUAUCCAAGAAACCUCCAGACUCAUCUUUAGGCAGUGAGGUGUCUAGAGAGUCUGACUCUGGAAGCAAUGAGGAGAGAUGCGUGGCUAAUUUGUAUGACAGUUUGGCUGCGGAGUUGAAACAAAAGUUGUCUACAGGUAAAAAGGGUCUAGGCAAUGUUUCAGGGAAAAGCCCUAUACUUUUACCGCCCCGCGACUACGACACAGUGCACAGGCAGAAGGGGAACCUGAGCAAUAUCGAUACCCGCCGCUGCCUGAAUCAGAACAUCGUGGGGGUGAACGCGCGGCGCAAGCUGGAGUCGUCGGGGGGAAGCUCGGGCAUUGGGAGUGAUCUGGCUCCGUCGCCUGAAAGGAACGAGUACACUAGGCAGCACGACAAUCAUAGCACCAGCGAGGAAGACUGGGCAGAGAGCACGGCUUAUAUGAUGCAUGAGGCGUUCGACGCGUCUCCUCGGCGCGCCGCGUCUCCUCGUCAUGCAGCAUCUCCGCGUCGUGCGGCGUCGCCUCGUCGUGCGGCGUCGCCUCGUCGUGCGGCUUCGCCCCGUCGCGCAGCUUCACCUCGCCGCACGUCACCGCCUCGCCGCGCGUCACCUCCACGCCGUGCGCUGUCACCGCGCCGAUACGACCACGGCUUCAAUGACGACUUCACCGAUCAGUUCCGCGACUCACUGGCGCCCUUCCGAGACCAGGCCGGUUUCGACCGCCACGCCCGCCACGAGUCUCCUGAACGUAUCAAAGAAAAACCUGAGAAAUACGACGACGCACCAAGCUAUAGACGGCGGUAUGCCGCAGAAACUAAACCGUCUAAUAGAAGCAUAGACCGAAUAGAAGAUCGCCGGUUCGGUAAACUAACAAGAGGCGCUAGCGAAGGAAGUCUAAAACUCGCCGAAGCCUCCCCAAAAGACCGGUUCCAAGUCGCUAAAGAAAAAUUCAAGAACCUAGAAAGAGAAAGGUUCAACAGGGAACUAGAGCAGCACAUGGCUAUCAGGAGGAGCAUGUUGGAAAGGAAUAGUCGCUCGACUUCUUCCCCCGAGGAAGAACGGAGAGACGAGCGGCAGCAGGAGCGCCACAGAGAAUUGAGCUCUCGGCGAGAACCUGAUCGUUCUCACCGGGAUUUGGAGCGUUCUCACAGAGAGCCAGAGCGGUUUAAGGAUCCGGAUCGCAUGCACGACAUAGACAGGGAUAUACCGCACAGAGAAGUGGAGAGACUCCCACGCGUCAGUCGUAAACGCGAAGAUGUCAAACGAUUCGAGUACGGGGCGGAGGAUUACCUGGACAGAAUCGAGCCAAAGCCGCGUAGAGAGGACUUUGACAGACACAGGGAGAGGAGAGAACUAGAUCGGCGUAUAGACGAGGAUGAAAUAAUUGAGCCAGUCAUUGAAGACAGGAGGAGAGACUGGAGUGACAGGCAAAGGGCAUUCAGCCGCUCGCGGCUGCUAGACGACCAGAGGCAGUCGUAUGCGGAGGGCGACAGGGACCGCUACUACGAGAGGGACUACCGAGAUUACCGCGACCUAUCGGACCGGCAGCCCGCGAAGUUCCGCCACAGCUACGCUGAGCCCAUCCCGCGCGGCCGCCUCGGGACAGUCAGACCUUACUGAAAUGCCAUAAUAGAAUAGCGUGCUUUUAUGACCUGAGGAAAUAAAUGAGAUUUAAUUAUUAUUAAUUUACUGUAUUGUGCAGUAAAUUGACGGUGGAUUUUAUCGAGUUUAGCUAAGCGGCCUCUAGAUGUUGUUAAAUUUCCUAAACCAACCUAAACUAUAAAAAGCUGUGGGAGUGUGCCUUCUUCGUGCAGAAGGCACACUCGCACAUCUUCUUAUAGAGUAUUUCGUCAUGCAGUUUGCUAAAUAUAUAAUAUUUGAAAGGCAGCUUUAAUGAAAAACUUCGAUAGGAUCAUUCGUCACAGACUGGCAGGCACAAAUUGCGUACCUAUUUAGAAGUUGUUUUAGUCAUUUAAAAAAUUAUUGUUCGUAGAUAAUAUGCAAUUGAAUUAUUAUUUAUGAAUACUCAGUUUGCCGCACCAUAUUACUAUACCUACAGAAAUGAUUUGUAACUUUUAUCAAUGUUUAAUGAGUGAAAUUCUAAAAAUGUGUUGGUGCUACAACUAAAACAAUAAUAAUGAUAAUAUAUUUCCUGUAUAUAAAUAACAAUUAUUAGUUAGUUUAAAUACAUUUAUAUAGUACCUAAACAACCAAUCGCUAAACAUAUCGACAUUAUCAAAUUUUGCAUUAAUUAUAUUAUAUGAGAUUUUUAGCAUGUUUUUGUAAUCGAUACCAUAUUUUGAUUUAAAAUAGUUUAUUUACAAAAUUUGACUAAAUGUGAUAAAAAAAUCAAUAUAUCAAAACUAUGGAAUGUACCUUAUAAAAAAAUAAUGUGGCAUUAUAAGGGGUCGCAGCCAAGAUGAGGAAGAGAAAAUUGUUCAUCAAGAAACGCCAAUCGAAAGAUAAACGGAUAGAAACGAAUAGUCGCAUUAUUCUAUAAGUUUAGAUGAGCGUUUUUUUUUAACAUUUUCACUUACAUAGGCCUCCCAAAAUGUUUAAUAAAAUCACGAAACGUCGAAGAAUUUAUCGAAAUUUACCUAACGUGUAAAAACAUAUUUAUUACUAAAACACCAAGGUUAAGAGUGUGUUUUAAGGCAAAGAAGAGACUUGUUCCUUAAGGGUUCCCUAAGGUGUUAAACUAAGGGUUCCGUACCCAAAGGAUAAAAACGGGACCCUAUUACUAAGACUUCGCUGUCCGUCCGUCUGUCACCAGGCUGUAUCUCAUGAAGAUGAUAGCUAGACAGUUGAAACUUUCACAGAUAAUGUAAAUUUCUGUUGCCGCUAUAACAACAAAUACUAAAAACAGAAUAAAAUAAAUAUUUAAGUGGGACUCCCAUACAACAAACGUGAUUUUUUGGCGUUUUUUUUUUGUAACGGUACGGAACCCUUCGUGCGCGAGUCCGACUCGAACUUGGUCGGUUUUUUUCAGCGUGUGCUCGAUAAUUUUACUGCAGUUCGGCAGCAAAACGGUGAAAUUGCAGUUAGUUAAACCUCAGUUGCAAUAUAUAAUAAUAAUAAAUGUGGGCCCGUAACUGUCUUGCAAUUCUUGCAUGCAGUGUAAAAGAAGCAAACAAAGUCGGCUUCACGUUGCUCUUCUUUACCUUAGACAUACAGAAACUAUGACUAGACCUAGCCCGUGGAUGUCCACGCAUAUCACAAUAACCUAAGCACCUAAAAUGCGAAUGCAAACACGAAAUUUAUUUAAUCUUAAAUAAACUGAAAUUCUCCAAACAUUUAGCGCGCAUAGAUUAAUUUGAUAUCACUCGACACGUUGGACGACUGAGAUAUCAUCUCAAAUACUUGUUAAUUAUUGUAUUGUAAUAUACGCGUGUUAAAGUAAGCAUAAGAUAGAAGACUAUAUUGUUCCAGUGACGUCACAUCACUUGUUUCUGACCCGUCCAUACAUUUAAUGAUUGUAAAAUAUUAAUAAAUAAAGUUAAAUCCA
Molecule: messenger RNA, 4217 nt
Organism: Cydia strobilella
Lineage: Eukaryota; Metazoa; Arthropoda; Insecta; Lepidoptera; Tortricidae
Product: zinc finger CCCH domain-containing protein 13
Exons: 8
Coding region: 263-2332 (689 amino acids)
Source: RefSeq, a predicted model, not a curated record